GCCCCCGCCUCCUUUCUCGGGAAGCCUGGGUCUCCCCGGAGCGGGUCUGCCCUUGGGGAAGCCUCUCGGCUCCGUGCCCUGCAGCUCGGCUGACAUUACGGCGGAAGGAAGAGGGGUCCGGUGCCCCCCGCAUGCACAUGUGCUAGCCCCGGCAGGAGCAAGCGCCUCCGCGGAGGAGUCCAGAAAGAGGGAAGGGGAGGCUCGCCAGCAUCUCGGUCCGGUCCCAGGCGCCCAGGUCGGCCUCGGAGGAACGGCAGCCGCCAACAGGUUGGCACGUCUCCCCAGCCAGGCCUGCCGGGAGCGCUGCAUGCAAAUUUGGCUGCGGGCUAGAGCACGCUAACCAGUCGCAGAGAUGGACUUCGUCAUGAAACAGGCCCUCGGAGGGGCCACCAAAGACAUGGGGAAAAUGCUGGGGGGAGAGGAGGAGAAGGACCCAGACGCACAGAAGAAGGAGGAGGAGCGGCAGGAGGCGCUGCGGCAGCAGGAGGAGGAGCGCAAGGCCAAGCACGCGCGCAUGGAGGCUGAGCGCGAGAAGGUCCGGCAGCAGAUCCGAGACAAGUACGGGCUGAAGAAGAAGGAAGAGAAGGAGGCUGAGGAGAAGGCGGCCCUGGAGCAGCCCUGCGAGGGGAGCCUGACGCGGCCCAAGAAGGCCAUCCCCGCAGGCUGCGGGGACGAGGACGAGGAGGAGGAAGAGAGCAUCCUGGACACGGUGCUCAAAUACCUGCCCGGGCCGCUGCAGGACAUGUUCAAGAAGUAACCAG
Messenger RNA from Pteronotus mesoamericanus, 761 nucleotides. RefSeq names its product complexin 2 (gene CPLX2). Gene Ontology annotation, biological process: regulation of neurotransmitter secretion; synaptic vesicle exocytosis; neurotransmitter transport. Bases 353 to 757 code for a protein of 134 amino acids. Gene Ontology annotation, cellular component: terminal bouton; SNARE complex. The record is from RefSeq and is a predicted model, not a curated record. Gene Ontology annotation, molecular function: syntaxin binding. The transcript is spliced from 4 exons. Lineage: Eukaryota; Metazoa; Chordata; Mammalia; Chiroptera; Mormoopidae.